Molecule: messenger RNA, 1644 nt
Organism: Effrenium voratum
Lineage: Eukaryota; Dinophyceae; Suessiales; Symbiodiniaceae
Source: the annotation of a GenBank genome assembly
AUGUCUGCUAAAGAAGUAAAAUUCUCCUCCGACGCCCGUGAGCGCAUGCUCCGCGGCGUUGACACUCUCGCAAACGCCGUCAAGGUGACCCUCGGCCCGAAAGGCCGGAAUGUCGUUCUCGACAAGGCCUUUGGCGCACCGCGCAUCACCAAGGACGGUGUAUCGGUUGCCAAGGAAAUCGAACUGGAAGACAAGUUCGAAAACAUGGGCGCCCAGAUGGUGCGCGAAGUCGCUUCCAAAACCAACGACAUCGCUGGUGACGGCACGACCACAGCGACCGUUCUGGCCCAGUCCAUCGUCAAGGAAGGCGCCAAGGCUGUUGCAGCCGGCAUGAACCCGAUGGAUCUGAAGCGCGGCGUCGACAUGGCUGCUGCUGAAGCCGUCAGAGCGCUGGAAUCUGCUUCCAAGACCAUCACAACUUCCGAAGAAGUUGCACAGGUCGGCACCAUUUCCGCAAACGGUGACGAGCAGGUCGGUCAGGACAUUGCCGAAGCCAUGCAGAAGGUCGGCAACGAAGGUGUUAUCACCGUCGAAGAAGCCAAGUCCCUGGAAACCGAGCUGGAAGUCGUUGAAGGCAUGCAGUUCGACCGCGGCUACCUUUCUCCGUACUUUGUCACCAAUGCCGACAAGAUGCUGGCUGACCUGGAAAAGCCGUUCAUCCUGCUGCACGAGAAGAAACUCUCCAACCUGCAGGCCAUGCUGCCGAUCCUGGAAUCUGUCGUACAGUCUUCCCGCCCGCUCCUCAUCAUCGCUGAAGAUGUUGAAGGCGAAGCACUGGCAACCCUGGUUGUCAACAAGCUGCGCGGCGGCCUGAAAAUUGCUGCUGUCAAGGCUCCUGGCUUCGGUGACCGCCGCAAGGCCAUGCUGGAAGACCUCGCGAUCCUGACCGGUGGUACCGUGAUCUCCGAAGAUCUCGGCAUCAAGCUGGAAAACGUUUCUCUCGACAUGCUCGGCACUGCCGAGAAAGUUGCCAUCACCAAGGAAACCACGACUAUCGUUGACGGUGCCGGUUCCAAGGAAGACAUCGAUGGCCGCGUCGGGCAGAUCAAGGCGCAAAUCGAAGAAACCACUUCCGACUACGACCGCGAGAAACUUCAGGAGCGCCUGGCGAAACUCGCAGGUGGUGUUGCAGUAAUCCGCGUUGGCGGUGCGACCGAAAUCGAAGUGAAAGAGAAAAAAGACCGCGUCGAUGAUGCUCUGAACGCAACUCGUGCUGCUGUUGAAGAAGGCAUCGUUGCAGGUGGUGGUGUUGCUCUGCUUCGUGCAAAGAAUGCUGUCGCCAAACUGACUUCUGCAAAUUCCGACAUCGCAGCCGGCAUCAAGAUCGUUCUGCGUGCCCUGGAAUCCCCGAUCCGCCAGAUCGUCGAAAACGCUGGUGUUGAAGGUUCCAUCGUCGUUGGCAAGAUCCAGGAGAACGAUGACGACACAUUCGGCUUCAACGCUCAGACCGAAGAAUUCGUCAACAUGAUCGAAGCCGGCAUCAUCGACCCGACCAAGGUUGUUCGUACGGCUCUUCAGGAUGCAGCAUCCGUUGCCGGCCUCCUGAUCACAACCGAAGCAAUGGUCGCAGAGCUUCCGAAGAAAGAAGCAGCCCCGGCAAUGCCAGGUGGCGACAUGGGCGGUAUGGGCGGCAUGGGCUUCUAA